This is a messenger RNA of Amphimedon queenslandica, 3287 nucleotides long. RefSeq names its product protein sidekick-2-like. Bases 178 to 3063 code for a protein of 961 amino acids. The record is from RefSeq and is a predicted model, not a curated record. The transcript is spliced from 15 exons. Lineage: Eukaryota; Metazoa; Porifera; Demospongiae; Haplosclerida; Niphatidae. Gene Ontology annotation, molecular function: protein binding.
UGUCCAGAACACACAACCACUCCUCCUUAGUUGGAGCCUCUCCUUCCUUCUUCCUCUCCUCUCCAUCCUUUGCUUAUGGUGCUCAGGCUAUAGGUAUGCAAGAAGGAGGCAGACACCCGCUCUCUGGCUAAAUGACUCCAUUUUACUUUGCAGCCAACACAGGUAUACACCUACACCAUGGCCCCAUCUCUUCUAGCUCUGACUCUUAUUCACCUGUUUAUAUGUAAUCAAGUUUUCCUUUCUCUUGCAGUCCAGCAAUCAAGUGUAUUUAAUCCGACAGCUAGCAGUACUCCCUCUCCUUCCUCUUCCUCUUCUCAUCCUCCUCCUCCCCCUCUACUAGUACCUGUUCAAUCUUUGGACAGACAUAAUGUAACAAGCAACAAUACUUUAAAUGUAUCAUCAUCACCACCUGUAUCACUAAAAACAACAACUGCUCCAGUCCCUCAAGUGUUAAUUAUUAAUAUCACUAGCGUCCUCUUGGUAUGGGACUAUCCUCCGACCGAUCCACCAACACAGUUUCUUGUCCAGUGCUUAUCGCAAGACUUUAACGAGACCAAUCACAACGUUUCUGGGCUAUUGAACUCUACCUCUUUUGUGUACACUAGAAUGAGAGUUGCUUCAUUUUAUGCUUUUAGGAUCAUUCUUUAUCAAGGAGGUGUUCCCAGCAGUAGUCCCGGCCAACAGACAGUUAUUUUUGAAAAUGGAGGCACAGCUCCCACUGGUCCUCCGAUUAAUUUAGAUGUUAUAAAAUUUACAACAACUUCGGUUGAGAUUGUGUGGGACCCUCCAGUCCCUAACGUGGACAGGGUCUAUACUUAUCAGCUCUACAGAGGGAGCAGUCCUAAUGACCUCUCAAUGGUUGAUGCUGUCACUAAUAAAGUCCGUUAUUCUUUCACUGGUCUUUCUCCUAAUGUCUUGUAUUAUUUUGCCGUACAAGCUGACAUUGGUGGCAUUAAAAGCAUUCUGUCAAACGUCAUAAAUCAAACCACUAAACCAGUUGAUUUACCUCCACUUGUUAUUAAUGUCACGCCUAGCAUAACUACUGCAAAUAUAUCCUGGUCCCGCUCUUCAAGCUCUCAGUUUGAUAGUUUAAAGUAUUAUGUUGCAUAUUAUGCUGUUGAAGCCUUGCUUUCGUCUACUCGUCUUCCAAACGAUACGAAAGGUUUCCAAUCUAAGAACUUUAGCAAGGACUCUACCAGUGGGACUGUGUCUGGACUCGAGGAAGGUGUGGUUUAUGUCUUCCUGGUUUCUUAUUAUGCCGACAAUACAAUGAGCAGAAUAUCAAGCCCUGUCAUUGUACAGACUUUAUCCAGUAUCAACUGUCAGAGUUGUGAAGGUUUAUCAAAGUCACAAUUAGAGAUUAAAUGGACUUUUAAUUCCAAUGGAUUUCCUGUUAAUUUCUCCUUAUCGAGUAACUCCUGUCCCAAUUCAAUCAUCAUGACUCCAAACUCAUCAGUCUCACUCAUCAUCCAUGACAUCACCCCGUGGACCCAGUGCAAUUAUUCUGUGAUGUCAGAAACCUCUUACAAUUACUACUCAGAGCCUUCGGUCUGUCCUACACAAGAAUGCGCUACACUGCAAGAUAAGCCAUCCGGUUUCCCUCUUCAAUUCCGUGGAAAUCCUCUCUCCUCUCGCUCAGUCCUGUUUCAUUGGGACCCAGUUCCAGAGGAGCAGAGAAAUGGACCGAUCACUUCGUAUGUGAUAUCAUCACUUGAUGUCAAGGGAGGGACCCAGAGAUUAGUAGAUGUUCAGAGCUCUCCGUAUAACUUGAGCAGGCUUUCUCCUUACACCGAAUACAAGUUUUUCAUCACAGCCUCUAAUUCGAUUGGAUUUGGACCCAGCUCACCUGGAAUAAUCAUCAAAACUCUUCCAGAUGUGCCAACAGGACCACCACUUAAUAUCACUCUCGUCUCAGCCACUAAUACCUCACUGAGCCUGUCAUGGUCUCCUCCAUUGGAACAGCUAAGGAAUGGACCCAUUGCCUCUUAUAGUAUAUCCUACUACAGUAAUACGACUCACAACACUGUCAACGUGGUUUCAAAAGGCACCAGUGUGACCCUAUUCAACCUCCUCCCUUCCUCUGGCUAUAUAAUACGGGUACAAGCUUCAACUGACAUAGGGGAUGGACCGUGGUCGUCUCCUUUUGCCUUUAGGACUUUAAGCUACACUCUCCCACUCCCACAGAUUCUUUAUUUCUCUGUAUCAAAGGCGUCGUACAACCCAUUCUCUUCUUGCUAUGCUUACAAGGUGUCAUGGGCCCUGAACAACACUAGCUCUGGAAGGAUAUUAAGUCAAACUCUAUCAUUUUCAUCAGGCAGUGGAGCUGAUGGUAGCAUUGAUCUAGAUGGGAGCUCCAAUAGCCACGUGUUGGGCUCUGAUGUAUUGUCUGAUUCAAGAUCAAACUAUACCUUAGUACUUGAUGUUGAGUAUGAGCUCCAGAACAAGACUGCAUACAAUGUCACGCAAAGUUCCUUUCUAAUUACUCCGUCGUGCAAUUCAAGUGUCAUAACUGUGGUGUUCGUGGCUGGUGUGGUCUUAUUUCUCAUUCUUCUAUUGCUGCCUCUUUCUCUGUGCAUUUGCUGCAUAUAUCGCAUCAGAAGGUCCAGGAGACUGUCUAACGGGCCAUAUGCUAUAUCGUUAAGCAACGUAUUAGAAUCGCAGCAGCCAUCAGUGCCCAAUGAGUACAUCACUUCUAUAAGGAGGGCAGACGGGCAGAGCGACGAUGGUCACGGUGAUAACUCGUCCUCCUUAAUCUCUUUGAGCUAUCAUGAUGAUCUCAGUAACACACCGAGCGAUCAGAACGAGAGCACGUCUCAAGAAGAGGAAGAGGAUGCUCCCCUCCUCUCUCCGGCUCGAGUAGAGGAGAGGGAGCCGGAGCAGAGACGUAUCCUGCCACAGUCGAUGGUCUUUAGACACGAUGAUUAUGUUGUGCCUAUGGGAGCUGACGAUUUAUCUGUGGUAUCAGAUUAUACUAUGAGUAGAAGACAUGUGCCGGAUGGAUCUUCAUUCUCUUCUCUUUCUGAUGAUGAGGAGUCCGUUACUAGUGCACCCGAGGGUUUUUAAACUGCUAGCAAGGGAUUGCUUUUAUUUCUUUGUUUUUCUUUUCCACGCUUCUUUUAUUUAUACAUUUCACACGUGCUUCUUUUUUUCUUACUAUUGAUUCAUAAAGACGAUAAUUUUACAAGUCAUUCUCAUGCUUAUUUCUUUAUUAUUAUUUUGUUUCUUUUUUCGUUAUUUUUAAUACAAAUCUGUCCUUUUUUUUCAACCCCCCUAUUUGUUCAAACCCA